AUGGCUUCCAGAUUAGAGGACGAUCUCUGCUGUUCUGUCUGCCACGACAUCUUUAAAGAUCCUGUCAUCCUGUCAUGCGGCCACAGCUUCUGUAAAGACUGUCUGCAGAGCUGCUGGACGGAGAAACAAACCAGAGAGUGUCCAGUCUGUAAGAGAAGAGCUUCAAAGGAACCACCUCUGAACUUUGCGUUAAAGAACCUGUGUGAGAGUUUCUUACAGGAGAGAGAUCAGAGAGCUUCAGAGGCUCUCUGCAGUCUGCACUCUGAGAAACUCAAACUCUUCUGUCUGGACCAUCAGCAGCCAGUGUGUCUCGUCUGCAGAGACUCCGAAAAACACACCAAGCACACAAUCAGACCCAUCGAUGAAGCUACACAACAACACAAGAAGGAACUUCAGGAAACUCUGGAGCCUUUAAAGAAGAAGUUAAAGGUUUUUAACCAAGUUAAAGUGAAGUUUGAUCAAACAGCAGAACACAUUCAGGUCCAGGCCCGAUGCACAGAGACGCAGAUUAAGGAGCAGUUUAAGAAGCUUCACCAGUUUCUAGAAGAGGAAGAGGAGGCCAGGAUGGCUGCACUGAGGGAGGAAGAGGAGCAGAAGAGUCAGAUGAUGAAGGAGAAGAUGGAGGCUCUGAGCAGAGAGAUAGCAGCUCUUUCAGACACAGUCAGAGCCACAGAGGACGAGCUGAGAGCUGAACACGUCUCAUUCCUGCACAACUACAAGGCUGCAGUGGAAAGAGUCCAGCAGCGCCUCCUGCUGGAGGAUCCACAGCUGCCCUCAGGAGCUCUGAUAGACCAGGCCAAACACCUGGGCAACCUGGCCUUCAACAUCUGGAACAAGAUGAAGGACAUGGUCUCCUACAGUUCUGUCAUCCUGGACCCAAACACUGCUGGUACAAAACUCAUCCUGUCUGAAGAUCUGACCAGUCUGAGACGAGAAGAGGAACAGCAGCUUCCUGAUAAUCCAGAGAGGAUUGGUGUUUAUUGGUCUGUUCUGGGCUCUGAGGGCUUUAACUCAGGGACUCACAGCUGGGAGGUCGAGGUUGGAGACAAUACAUUAUGGUCACUGGGUGUUUUAUCAGAGUCUGUCCAGAGGAAAGGAGACACCCGGUCUGGAUUAUGGAGAAUACAGUUCUAUCAACAUACACACUCAUCAUGGUCACCAACAGAUAGAAUGACUGUUCUCGUAGUGCAGAAGAAGCCUCAGAGGAUCAGAGUGAAUCUGGACUGGAACAGAGGAAAGCUGUCGUUCUCUGAUGCUGACACUAACACACACAUACACACCUUCACACACACUUUCACUGAGAGGAUGUUUCCAUAUUUUUUAAAUUAUGAUGAGGAUGAUCACCCACUGCAGGUUUUACCAGUGAAGGUCUCUGUGGCUGCAGGACAACAGAAAUAGACGAUCAGCAUCGUUCUGUUCAAGACGUCCUGAAGUCUUUGAGGAACAUGUGACUACGUUGUCCUGAUGAUGAUGUUGGUGCAAUCUACAGUAGAACGACAAUAGUAAGAUAAACACCUGGAAAAUAACUAAAGUUCUUGUUUUCCUCAAUCAGUGUGAACAAUGUUUAAUUUAGAGCCAAAUAGAAAUAGUUAAAAAUAAGUAAAUAAAUAACCAACAGCUUUUUAAAUUACUUCAUAUUGUUUUCAGUCAAGGGGCUAUAGUAUAUUUUUUAAAUUAUUGAUCAUAACUUUAACCUCUUCCAACCAUGGAUCUAACUCACCCAAAAAAUAUAUUUAAAAAAAAAAGGGAUGAAAAUUUAAAAAUAAUUCAAUGAAAGACAAAUAAAUAUUCUCAAUACGUUGGUGAAGGUUUUAUCCAAUGUGUUUCUGUAAUAUUCAAAGAACCUGUUGCAUUUAUCUUUGUUUGGAAGAUC
Messenger RNA from Centropristis striata (black sea bass), 1873 nucleotides. Its product is annotated as E3 ubiquitin-protein ligase TRIM35-like. Lineage: Eukaryota; Metazoa; Chordata; Actinopteri; Perciformes; Serranidae. The transcript has 2 exons. The record is from RefSeq and is a predicted model, not a curated record. Gene Ontology annotation, molecular function: zinc ion binding; protein binding. The coding region runs from base 1 to 1398 and encodes 465 amino acids.